AUGCCGAUCAACGUGCCGCCGCCCUUGACGGCGAAGUCCCUUCCGACAGACAACUGGCCGACGUCCACGACGCGCCAGCAGCAGGAGACUGAAUCCUUAUGCACGUCUUUCUUCGUUCCGCUGGAAUCGUUGCCUCCGCACGAGCUCCAUCAGCUGCAGUCGGCCGGGUUUCUGAACGACCGGUUUGAGGUGCGCUUGCUGCGAGAGAAACAUGUGCCGUAUCUGGUGCGCGGCCUCGACAUAUUGGACGGCUGGGAUGCGAUCGACGAAGCCGCGCUGGCUCAUUACAUUGCUCACCGCCAAAUGGCCGUCGAAGGGGGCUAUCAAGGUCGCACCAACAAACUGGUCGAUGGCUGUUAUAGCUUUUGGCAGGGCUCGGUGCCGGCGCUGCUGUCGUUUGACCUCAACUUUGUGACAUGGUCAUUAGGUCACUAUUUGAGCCACACCCAAGCGCACCAACAGUACAUUUUGCUGUGUGGCCAGCAGAUUGAAGGUGGAUUGAGGGACAAACCCGGUAAAUCCCGCGACCAUUACCAUUCGUGCUACGUGUUGAGUGGGUUGUCGGUGGCGCAAACGUACGGCGGGGUCGUGGUCGGCGACGGGGCAAACCGGUUAAUCCCAACCCACCCCGCGUAUAACAUUGGGUGGGACAAAGUCCACCGCAUUCAUUCUUACUUUCAUGUCGUGGGAAAAACCGAGGUUGAUCCCAUGGAUUAA
Aphanomyces astaci is the source of this 717-nucleotide messenger RNA. RefSeq lists its product as hypothetical. Bases 1 to 717 code for a protein of 238 amino acids. Gene Ontology annotation, molecular function: protein farnesyltransferase activity. Lineage: Eukaryota; Oomycota; Saprolegniomycetes; Saprolegniales; Verrucalvaceae. The transcript is spliced from 5 exons. Gene Ontology annotation, biological process: protein farnesylation. The record is from RefSeq and is a predicted model, not a curated record. Gene Ontology annotation, cellular component: protein farnesyltransferase complex.